Oikopleura dioica is the source of this 4803-nucleotide messenger RNA. NCBI's taxonomy places the organism in Eukaryota, Metazoa, Chordata, Appendicularia, Copelata, Oikopleuridae. The record is from the annotation of a GenBank genome assembly.
AUGUCAAAAUUAAUUUGUGACUUGUGUGGAUAUGAAACCCCACGAAACAGUUUCAAAUUCAAGAGACAUCGGGGCGGAAGGGAUUGCAAUAAUCGGCAAUUAUACAAUCGUUUGGAAAGAAAAGGAGAACUCCCGGAAUAUUCCUGCCAUAAUUGUCGUCGUGUCUACAGCAGCAAAUAUCACUGGAUCGAACACAAGCGAAAAUUACUAUGUGGACCAGAAGAACGUGCUCAUCGUGAACGAACUAAAGAAAGCGUCAAUGAACCAGAUGGGCUUAGUGACAACGAAUCUGAUCCGGUUCCGGAAAAGGUUUCCAAGCCAUCCGAAAAGUUCAAGGACAUCACGCCGAAACGCCCGAAAAGGCAACGUCGACAAUCCGAAGGUCUCGAUGGAACCGAUCUACACGGAGGAAAGAAAAAAAUGGCCACAACUUCGGUCGAAGGAAUCAGCGAAGAGAAGAUCAAGAACUUUCGCCGAGACGCGGCUGCGAUGGAGAUCAAGCUCGUCAAUGCUUCGAAAGAAGAUCAUCAGCUCAUCGAAGAAAAGGAAAAAUCUGAUCGCGAGUUGGAAGAGCUUGAAAUCAAGGAAGAGAUUUCAAAUUUGGAGGCGCAGCUUACCGAUCGGUUGCUUCUUGCCGAUGAAGCUCAAAAAUUGAAAGAUCUUGAGGACGAUAAAAGAGACACUGAAUCAGGCAGAUAUGAUGAAUUGCAAUGUGUUAAUUUAUACCGUGUUGGCGACGACAUAAGCAUCCGACUAGAAGAAGAGCCAUUGGAGAUCUCCUGCAAAGAUGGCGUCGAUGUCAUGUCGAAAAUCAGGAAAGGUCUACAUAAAGCCGACGAGGGCUGGAUGUUCAAAAUACCGAAUGCCGGUUUGGAUAUGGAUGACAUCGAGUUCAGGAUGCCCUCGAACAUAGUUAAAGUCUACAAUCCCCCUCCAUCGGAUCACGAGAAUCCCCCUCCCUCGGAUGACGAGAAUCCCCCUCCAUCGGAUGACGAGGAUCCGCCUCCAUCGGAUCACGAGGAAGAAGAUGGUCAUCCUCGAAGACCGAUAAGAGCCGUGCUGCGUCUAGUUGGCAAGACAACACCGGUUGUGCUAGAAGAAGCCGUGCUGAAUGCCAUCGAUGGAGAACGAAUUCGUCUAGGGGGAGAUUUGGUAAGUUUUUAUAAAGAAUCCAGUUACAGUCCGAAAGUUAUCAUCGCCGACCUGGGAAAAUUGUCCAUCUCCAAUACUUUCAAACUCAGUGACGAAGAAGGAACGCUACACUUCGAAGAAUAUGCUCAAAAUGGAUUUCCGGAGAAGAAAGUCUUGCUCGAUUGCAUCACAGUAGGCUUGAAGGAAAUGGACAUUUGGAUAGCUGAUCGAAUGGAGUUGAGCGACGCUGGAGAGAGCGACCUCAAGUUCAACGGAUUCAAAUUUGUCAGACAUCAGCAAUCGCUCCUCAAGAAACGGGUAGAACUAUCCCUUGCUAUCGAAAGAAAUCUUCAACAGAAUGUCGACCGGUCAGUUCCCAACAUGCACAUCAAUGGUACUCUUAGCGAGGCAUACUUCGGAUUGAAUAGAAGCCAAUUCUGGGUCGUUCGCGACUUCCUCGAGCACAAUCUCGGUGAGAUGCAGCUAAUAUACGAACGAACAUCUGUUCCAGUGAAUAUUGAAGAAGCGAUGACAAAAACCGUCAUGACUGGGGAAGUCUUUCGGAAUCUAAAGUUCAAUCUUGGGCUCAAGAAUGUCACAGUCGAGCUUGGAGAGGCCAACGGCGACAAACUUGUGAAAAUGAAGUUCGUCGAUUCUACUCUGAAUUUCGAAGCUUUGUCGAACAAUCACAAGCACACGAAUCUUGUCUGCAAAGCCUACAAUGCUUGGGACUGCAGAGAACUUUACAAUAUCCAUCCUUCAUUCCAGAAGGUCAUUGCGGCUGAUUUAGAAGACGAUGAUGUCUGCCAAAUUGAAAUCGUUUUCAAAGCAACGCCCGACGGUGCUUCCUUCAAGCUUGUAACGGAAAAGACUAGAAUAAUUGUUCUGCAAGAAUGGUCGAAGCAAACAUUGAACUAUCUACUGGAGCAUCCGAUUGAUGGCUACGGAGAUGAUUUGCGGAAGAUCAACUACGACCUGAUUAAAAAGUGGAAGCAAGAACCAAGCGAUCCAAAGAACACUGUACUGUACCAGUGCAGAGUCUUUGGGGGCCAUCAAAAGAUUCGAGAGUACCGACAGCAAUCACAUCGCAUCUGGAUUAAAGUUUGCGACUACACAAGUCUUCAACCUAUUGCCGUGAACAAAGUUGGUCUAUACUUCCGACACGCAGUACAUCCUGGAGGAAAAAUGCCAAUCCGAAUCCUUAUUGAAGUCCGACUAACCGAUUCAGCAAGAAAGAUGGGAAUCGAACUCGAGGCAUAUUUGAGGUUCGUGGAUGCCAACAGGCCUCCACGGGAGAACAACGGCGGACGAAAGUGCAGGAAGUGUCGCGGAGAAUUGGAGCUCGGGAUCUGGCAUGCCGAUGACUACUCAUUGUGCGUUGGCUGCAAAGACGCAUUUUUAGCCCGCAACGAAUUGGAAGCUCAAGUUCCGGCCGACGAGCAAAUUCCCGCUGAGGGACCUGCUGAUGGAGAAGAUCAAGACGUUGGACAAGAUCAGGAACCAUUUCUGGAACCGUUUAUGGAACCAGAUCUGGAUCCAGUUCACGAGCCAGUUGAGGAGCUAGUUCAGGAGCCAGUGGAAGAAUAUGAGCAAGCGGCGGCUGGCUUCCGAACCGAGACCGACACCAUGGGUGAGAUGCAGGUGCCAAACGACAAGCUCUAUGGCUGCCAGACUGCCCGAUCGUUGAAAAAUUUCCCCAUUGGCGGCGAGGGCGAUAAGAUUCCCCGACAGAUAAUUCAGGCUUUUGGUUAUCUCAAGAAGGCCUGCGCCGAAGCUAACCAGAAAUUUGGACUCGAUGCCCAGCUCGCAGACGCCAUCAAACUGGCCGCCGAGGAGGUCAUUUAUGGGACGCUUUACGACGAGGGUCACUUUCCUCUUUGCACCUUCCAGGCUGGCUCUGGCACCCAGGCGAACAUAAACACCAACGAGGUGAUUUCCAAUCGCGCCAAUCUCAUCCUCGACAGCGAAGUCGGCACCAAUUUCCCCGUCCACCCCAACGAUCACGUCAACAAGUCUCAAACCUCCAACUCCACCUUUCCUACGGCCAUGCACGUCGCCACCGCUCUUGAAAUCAAGAACGAUCUUCUCCCAGCCCUCUUGAACUUCCGACAUGCCAUCUACGAGAAGCAGAAGCCUUUUGAGCACAUUGUCGAAAUUGGCGGAAAUCAUAUGAUGGACCGUACUCCAUUGACUCUUGGAAAGGAAUUGUCUGGAUACGUUCAACAGCUCGAUAACGGAAUCGCCCGUGUUGAAGCCACUCUUCCGAGAGUAUACGAACUUGCCAUCGGUGGCACCGCUGUUGGAACCGGUCUCAACGCUGGAAUUGGUUUCGCAGAGGCUUGCUGUGAGGAGCUUUUCAACUACACCGGUCUUCGAUUUGUCUCCGCUCCCAACAAGUUCGAUGCUCUCCCCAACCAUGAGGCCAUGUUUGAGGUUUCCCGCGCUCUCAACGUUGUCGCCCGAGUCAUCCAGAAGAUUGCCAAUGGUAUACGCCUCCUCGCUUCUGGACCACAUUGUGGUCUUCCCGAAAAGGAGAAGGUUAACCCAACUCAGGUUGAAGCUAUCACUAUGGUCUGUACGCAGGUCAUGGCCAAUAAUAUGUUUGUCAACGCUGGCGAUAACUUUGAGCUCAACGUCUCCACGCCAGUCAUAGCGUCGAACGUUCUCCGAUCUGCCAAGCUCAUCGGCACUGCGUGCAAUGCCUUCGUUGAUAACUCGAUCGAUCCGCUUCUCAAUGAGUCUCUUAUGCUGGUAACAGCUUUGCACCUCCACUUCGGACAAGAUAAGGCCGUCCACAUCGCCAAGAACGCGGAUAAAGAAGGAAUCACGCUCCGAGAGGCUGCCAAAGAAGACGGCAUCACGGACGAACAAUUAGACGCUUUGUACAUCACCGCGAAGAAAAACAACGACAUCGUGAAAAAGAUCGAAAAGACGCGCUCAGAGGACAUGAAGCCAGAUCUGCAGGCGGAACGACUCGCCCGGGACGCUGAAGUCCUCGCCGAGCAAAAAGCCAAGGCGAAAGACGCAGCUGAGAAAGAAAAGGCCUUCAAGCUGCAAUGCGAGAAGGAAAGAUACGAAAAGUCAUACGAUAGACUCUUUGAAGAUGAUCCGCCCGCGACGACGAACAACGACUCCGACAAUGAUUCCGACGAUUUUAUAGCGAAAUCGGUUGAGAUGAACUUUGACUUUUUGGGACUGAGAUGGUACGCUGUCAAUGACAACGUCAUGGGAGGCGUCAGCGCUGGAUAUGUCGAGAAGCUGGACAAUAUGCUCAAGUUCUAUGGGCAGUUGUCGUCCGAUUUCAACGGAGGUUUCGCCAGCUGCCGGACUCGAUUUGAACCAGGAGCGCUUGCUGGAUUCGACGGAAUUGAAAUAAACGUCAAAGGAUCCGAAAGAACCUUCCAAGCCCGAUUUCAUCCUGUUGAAAGUGACGCUUACGGAAGAUACGCUCAGGGAUCAUACACUGCCAAUUUCAAAGCCACCCCAGAAUGGACAACCGUCCGAAUUCCCUUUGACUCGACUGAAUACAGCUGGAGAGGACGACGACCAUCUGGAAUGCCUCCAAUUGAUCCAGCCCAGCUGAAGGGAAUGGGAUUUCUCAUUGCUGACAAGGUUUUUGAUUCUUCUUUCGAGCUCUUCGUCGACUCUAUUUCUGGCUACAAGAAUGAAUAA